Molecule: messenger RNA, 2112 nt
Organism: Naumovozyma castellii
Lineage: Eukaryota; Fungi; Ascomycota; Saccharomycetes; Saccharomycetales; Saccharomycetaceae
Gene: PSP1
Product: Psp1p
Exons: 1
Coding region: 1-2112 (703 amino acids)
Source: RefSeq, a predicted model, not a curated record
AUGUCAAAGGACCUUCCAAGUAUUAGUAGCAGUACUAGUAUCUCGGAUAAUGCAGACUUGAGAAAUUACUACGAGAAAUUACUAUUCAAGAACAGUAGUGGCAAAUCAUUGACUGACUUACCAAAUAAACUGGCUUCCUCACUAGCAUCAACCAACAACCAACCUCAUUCUCAAUUACAAUAUUCAACACAACAACCUCAAUCUUCCAGGAAUUUCGAUUUCAUUAAUGGAUUUAAGAAUUCAUUGACCAUUUCAUCCCCAAAUCAAGAGCAAACUUAUUCAUCUGCAAGAAAUGGAACCAAUUUGGUUAAUAGUUCAAAUACCAUGUAUCAAGUAAUGUCCUCCCCUUCAUCUAAUCCAAAUUCAUCAUCCUUCCAUAACACAAAUGGCAACCCUCGACUACCUCAAUCCGCACCAAUAAUUCAAUCUCAUGAAUUAAAUACUAUUAACAAUGGUCAUGGACAUUUCUCAAAUCGUUUGCAACAAACAACAAAUACAAAUGGCUUCAAUAAUCAAUCUUAUCAAGAUCAACUUUCAAUAGCGGCAAGAAGGUCCUCUUAUAUUUCUGAUACUUUAAUUGACGGACAUCAAUAUAACAAUACUGGCAAUAAUAAUCAUGUGACAAACACUUAUAAUUAUAACACCAAUUAUUCGCAAAAUAAUAAUACCGGUCAUCCAUUGCAAGCAUCAACAUCAUCAUCAUCAUCAUAUAACACUUAUUAUAACAAUAAUAAUCCCGAAAAUACUUCCACUUUCCAUGAUCAUUACACUCGUCGUCAUACACAGCCUGCUAUUCCUAAUAUUUCUCAAUUCAAUAAGCAUCAAAACUCUCUUCCCAAUAAUAAUAACAGUAACACGAUGGUUAAUAAUGGUUUGAUACUAAUUAAUGGUAAACAAAUUAUUUCAUCUUCUGAUUUACAUGCUUUAUUCAUUAAAUGUGGUAGUAAUUACUUCUCGUGUGAACAAGUUUACAAGUUUAUUGACAACCUUAAAUUGAUAAUAAAUGACGAUCAUGAUGAUGUCGCUCAAAGAGAAUCCAUUGAAUCAAGUAGGACAAGAUCAAUUUUGAACUUUAUGGAUUUCUUAAGAAAUUGUAAUCAAAAUUUCAUCUCCCCCACACAAAAUGGUACUUCACAAACUAAUAAUAGUAAUUCAAAUUACCAACAUUACAAACCUUUAGUUCUAGUUGCUUUGAAGAAUGGGAAAUUAGAAUUACUAUCUACACCACAGAAUACAAAUUUAAUCUUAAGAAGAGGUGAUCUGGUUAUUAUCGAUGGUGAUAGAGGUAAAGAUUUGGUAGUUGUUGUAGAACCAGCAACAAGUUUGAAAUUUUUCCAUCUUUAUCAAUUUCUUAAAGAAAAAAUCCAUUUCGAUUCUUUAAUUACCAAUAAAUCACAACACUCUCCAAAUGAUAAGUUUAUUGAUUCUUUAAUUGCCCAAUUUAAUGGUAACGUUGUUGCCAAUGAGAGCAACAACAACAACAACAAUGGUACAUUAAAUGCAAAGAAUUACGAUUUAGUGGAAUUGACUCAAUUGAUUAUCCCAUCGAAGCAAGUAUUAAGAUUUGCAACUCCAUGGGAAGUACAAACUAAUCUACAUUUCAAAUUUCAAGAUGAAUUAAAGGCAUUACAUAUUGCCAAGAUAAAAUUAAACGCAUUAAAUGAUAAUAAUACGAAUGAUGAGAAUAAUGGUAACCAACAAUCAUCUCAUUCUCGUCAUUUAAAUAUUAAGAUAUUAAAUGCAGAAUUCCAGUUUGAUAGAAAGAAAUUGACUUUUUAUUACGUUUGUAAUGAAAGAAAUGAUUUUAGAGAUUUGAUCAAAGAAUUGUUCAAAUUUUACAAGACAAGAAUUUGGCUUUGUGCUAUACCAAACAAUUUACAAAUUGAUUCUAAAUAUUACGAUUCCAAGCAAUUAGAAUUGAAAUUGUAUAAUGAUAUGAUCGUUAAAUUCCCCACAAAUGAAAUCAUCGAUAUUAAUACUCAUAAUCUAGACGUGCAAAAUUCAAUUAAUAAUUCUAAUACAAGAUUGGAGGCUCCACCAUUAGAUGAGAUUAAAUUGGAUGAUUUCCAAAUUGCUGUUUACAAAGAAUUAGUGGAUGAACUCUUCCAUUAG